Messenger RNA from Mustela lutreola (European mink), 6906 nucleotides. RefSeq names its product TBC1 domain family member 16 (gene TBC1D16). Gene Ontology annotation, cellular component: early endosome. The transcript is spliced from 13 exons. NCBI's taxonomy places the organism in Eukaryota, Metazoa, Chordata, Mammalia, Carnivora, Mustelidae. The coding region runs from base 170 to 2461 and encodes 763 amino acids. Gene Ontology annotation, molecular function: GTPase activator activity. Gene Ontology annotation, biological process: activation of GTPase activity. The record is from RefSeq and is a predicted model, not a curated record.
CGCGCCUCACUGGCGGCCUCGGCGGCGGCGGCGGCGGUGGCAGCGGCGGCGGCGGCGGCGGAGGCUCCGGGACCCGCCGCGAAUCCGGCCCCCGCUGCGGGACCCGGCCACGUCCGGACGAGCCCCGCCUGGGCCGACGCGUGCAGAGGAUGGAAGCACUCCCCCGGCAAUGUCUCUGGGCCGCCUCCUUCGCCGGGCCUCCUCCAAAGCCUCGGACCUCCUGACCCUCACCCCGGGCGGCGGUGGCGGGCCCCUCUCCGUCCUGGAUGGGGAGAUCAUCUACUCCAAGAACAAUGUGUGCGUGCACCCGCCCGAGGGACUGCAGGGGCUCGGAGGGCACCACCCAGGAUACCUGUGCCUGUACGUGGAGAAGGACGAGCUGCUGGGCAGCACCGUCAUCCUCGCGUGGGUCCCCAACUCUCGCAUCCAGAGGCAGGACGAGGAGGCGCUGCGCUACAUCACCCCCGAGAGCUCGCCCGUGCGCAAGGCACCCCGCCCACGGGCCCGGCGCGCCCAGAGCCUGGGGACCCCCCACCAGCCCUCCCCUACGGAGCCCAGGCCUGCCCUGACCCCCAGAGAUGAGGACGCCCUGGUGGUGGCACAGGGCAACCCAGACGCCGGGCUCGUCAGCCCCUCCCCUCCUUCCGAGGACGGGGAGAAGCUGGCCCGGGGCUUGGGGGUGGCCCCCCCGCCGGCCCACAGCGACUCCGGGAUCCUGUCGGCCGUCAGUUCGCAGGACGGGGCGGAGGAGGGGCGGGAGCCACGGCCCGAGGCCAGCGAGGAGGAGGGCUCCCUGGAGCUGUCGGCCGAGGGCGUGAGCAGGGACAGCUCCUUCGACUCCGACUCCGACGCCUUCUCCUCGCCGUUCUGCCUCUCGCCCAUCAGCGCCGCCCUGGUGGACAGCGGCAGCUCCGUGUUCCUGGACAGCGAGAGCGGCUCCCCCUCUAGUGCCGACGCCCAGCUGCGGUUCCCGGACGGCCCCGGCCUCCUGCAGACCCCUCGCUGGGACGAGCCCCAGAGGGCCUGCGCCCUGGAGCAGAUCUGCGGUGUGUUCCGCGUGGACCUGGGGCAGAUGCGCUCCCUCCGCCUCUUCUUCAGCGAUGAGGCCUGCACCAGCGGCCAGCUGGUGGUCGCCAGCCGCGAGAGCCAGUACAAGGUUUUCCACUUCCACCACGGCGGCCUGGACAAGCUGUCCGACGUGUUUCAGCGCUGGAAGUACUGCGCGGAGACGCAGCUCAAGGACCAGCAGGUCGCCGACGAAAAGACGUGCAUGCAGUUCUCCAUCCGCCGCCCCAAACUGCCGUCCUCGGAGACGCACCCCGAGGAGAGCAUGUACAAGCGGCUGGACGUGGCGGCCUGGCUGCGGCACCUGAAUGAGCUGGGCCAGGUGGAGGAGGGGUACAAACUGCGCAAGGCCAUUUUCUUCGGAGGCAUUGAUGUGUCAAUCCGGGGGGAGGUCUGGCCUUUCCUGCUGCGAUAUUACAACCACGAGUCCACCUCGCAGGAGAGGGAGGCACUGCGGGCGCAGAAGCGUCGGGAGUACGCUGAGAUCCAGCAGAAGAGGCUCUCCAUGACCCCGGAAGAGCACAGAGCCUUCUGGCGCGACGUGCAGUUCACCGUGGACAAGGACGUGGUGCGGACGGAUCGCAGCAACCAGUUCUUCCGCGGCGAAGACAACCCGAACGUGGAGAGCAUGAGGAGGAUCCUGCUGAACUACGCCGUGUAUAACCCGGCCAUCGGCUACUUCCAGGGCAUGUCAGACCUGGUGGCGCCCAUCCUGGCCGAGGUCCUGGACGAAUCGGACACCUUCUGGUGCUUUGUGGGUCUGAUGCAGAACACAAUCUUCAUCAGCAGCCCUCGGGACAAGGACAUGGAGAAGCAGCUGCUCUACCUGCGGGAGCUGCUGCGGCUGACACACGUGCGCUUCUACCAGCACCUGGUGUCGCUGGGCGAGGACGGCCUGCAGAUGCUCUUCUGCCACCGCUGGUUGCUGCUGUGCUUCAAGCGCGAGUUCCCCGAGGCCGAGGCGCUGCGGAUCUGGGAGGCCUGCUGGGCCCACUACCAGACCGAUUACUUCCACCUUUUCAUCUGCGUGGCCAUCGUGGCCAUCUACGGGGAUGACGUCAUUGAGCAGCAGCUGGCCACCGACCAGAUGCUCCUGCACUUCGGAAACCUGGCCAUGCACAUGAACGGGGAGCUGGUUCUCCGGAAGGCGCGGAGCCUGCUGUACCAGUUCCGCCUCCUGCCCCGCAUUCCCUGCAGCCUGCACGACCUGUGUAAGCUGUGCGGGACCGGCAUGUGGGACAGCGGCUACAUGCCGGCCGUGGAGUGCACGGGCCACCACCCGGACUCGGAGAGCUGUCCCUACGGGGGCACCGUGGAGACGCCCUCGCCCAAGCCCGCCAGAGAAGGCAAGAAGGGCCGGAAGACGCCGCGGGAAGGCUUCGGUUUCCGCAGAUAGGCGGGGCUCCCCGCGCUGGACCAAGGCAGCGCAGCCAGGCGGUGUGAAAGGAGCCGGGGGCCUGCUCACCCAGCAGCACAGGAAGGCAGAGCCGAAGGGGGUCCGUCCAGCCCAGGGACAUCUUUGUGAGCUGAACAUGCCCCCUCAUCAGGGCCCAUUUCCUGAGCGGGCCAGUCUCAGCUUUGCACAGCUUCAAAGCUAAUACAAAGAUGUCUGGAAAAAGAAAAAAAGAAGAAACCCGGUGAUUUCAGAACAAACAAGUGUAGGAGCAGCCUGAGGGUCCGAGAAGCUGGGGGCUCUUCAGUGGCUGAUUACGCACUUUAUCCUCCUGGGAUGUGAAGCAGUCUGCCUGCCGCUGAGCCCGAGACGUGGGCUGCUGGGGGUGGUCGGGCCCUCUCCCACGCUGGGGGCGCAUGUUCUCCACGAGGGUCUCAGACGUCAAGAUCAGCCUCACCGAACACGGCAGCCAGCUGGGGGCCGCAUGGGCUGGGCCCUGGGCGUGCAGGCGAAAUCCCCACCUUCUGGGGGAGGCUGAGCCCCCAGGACGAGGCAUCCGAGAGGCCUGGAAGGACCUUUGCUUCCCUGCAGGGCCUGCUUGGUGUGACCGUGGGCCUUCGCAGGUGGCUGGGCGCAGUGGCGGCCCCGUCAUGUAGCGGGCACUCAGGACUCCGCUCCCACCUCCGGAAGAUUUCUGUCGGUUGCUCCUUCUGGGAUUUAGUGACAAUGGACAGAGGAAGGCGUGGGAGCCCCCAGCCGGCUGGAAAGCAUCCAGCUGUCUGCACAGAAAGCGAUUCUUGAGCUGGUGGGCUCAUGGAGGCUCGAAUCCUUCUCCAGUUCUCCCGCACACCCGGGAAGUGCCGAGAGUCCUGGUGGAGACCCCGCCCUACCGAGGCUUCUUUCCGCUCUUCUCCCCGGAGAGCCAGCCACACUGCUGGUGCCACGUUCAAAAGAUGUUUUUCGAUGGGAGAGAGGAAGUUACCCGCCACCUUCUUCGAAGCUUGUCUGUUUCCAUGAGCUCAAGUCCUCCAGCAUCUCCGAGUUGCCAGAGCCUUCUGGGGAGAGCCCUCUGGAGCCCCCUCAGUCCCCGGGUCCUGGGGGGCUGGCCGUUUCAGCCCUGCAGCAGGGUCCAGGCUGGGUGAGGUGGACUUCUCACCUGCUCUACGUCUGGGAAAGGGGGUUGGAUGCCUUUCUGUGCCGGCCCCCAGUCUGCUGUGGAAAAGAUGCUGUACCGAUCCGGCACUAGAAACCAUCUCGCCGUGAGGAGGAGCAUCGGCUAGCCACCCCUGCAACCGUGCCGCGUAGUGAAGAGCCCACAGACCCAUCUCCCACUCCAUGUAGGGUCAGCGGUUUAGACUGGGCACCUCUGGUCUUGGCUGGCUGUGUGCCCAUGUUUGGCUCAGAGGGGCUGCUCCUGUGUGUAGAGACCAGACCUGGCGCUGUCUGUUGCCCCACCCCGCCCCCGCAAGCUGACCUUGGUCAAGACGAAAGUGCAGAAGCAGGAAUGCACAGGUGCCUUCCCAAGCCUCAGGGGAGGCCACCCUCGCUGACAUCCCAUUGCUAAAGCAAGUCCCAUGUCUGGACUCAGCAUCCAGAGCUGGGGAGUAGACCUUCCCUUUAGCAAGAGGAGCUGAAUGGUGAUGGCAGGGGGCUAGGAAGUCCGAGGGGGAGGAACUGGGCUGUGGGUAUGUGUGCCAUCCCCUCCAGGAGGUUUUGUUCCAAAUAGCCCUGUCUGGGAACUCUCCUGUCAGGGGGCAGGACUUCCCUUUGAAAGGCAGGAGAUGCCGAGGGGAAAAGGAUGCUUCUCAGCUCACCCCAUCUAGGAGGCAGCAGCCGCGCAUUUUACUGAGACACCUUGUGCCUUCGGGCUGCUGUGGAUUUGUUGGCGGGGGGGCAGGGGGCGGCAGGUGUCCAGGGAUCCUUUCCCUUUGGAGGGUCCUGAGUACAAGGCAUUCAUGCUGAGUUCCGGCUCCCACAGCUCCCCGAGACAACAUGCCAAGUGCCACACCCCCCCCACUGCUCCCGACGCACGCCCCUGUGCUGAGCCGGGCCCCCAGGAGAUCUGUGCCUCUAGAACAGCUGAAAUCUCAGGAACCAAAGCCCUGGGAGUGUGGGCGCUUGGAGGAAAGGCUGCUCUGGAGGGCUGGGGAAGGCCCGCCUUGCAGGGCUCCCUUAAUCUGGGUGCAUUUAGAGGAAGCCAGCCAAAACCCCUGCAGCCCCAGGAUUCUUCCCAGUGGGCAGAAAGCAUUAGGGUGAUAAUUCCGUCAUUAGACUUCUAGCCUCCCCACCUCCCAAACGUGCAAAUAUGGGAUAAUCAGCCCGGCACGGCCAUUGUCGGUGAUGCUGCUUAUUUAACCCAUUUUUUUAAAUGACACUUAAUGUUAUUGGCUGGUGUGCGUGCGCACGCAUACUUAAUUUCCCUCCCGCUAAUGUCUGUGCUGACGUUCCAGGAUGUUGCCGGGGCCCCUGGGAAGAGAGGGAGCCUUUGAUACGCUCCUGCUAGUGUAGACGGGGCCGCAUGGCAGGGGCUCGCCGGCCCAGAGAGGGUUCCCGUUCCCAGAGAGAAAGGGACGGCGGGAAGGUGCUGGGAAGGGUGGGGGCCGCGCAGGCUGGCAGGGUUGCGUGUUGUUAGGUGCAGAGAACAGUGUUCUUAUUCCAGAAGGCUCCAACUCAAGUCCCAGCCAGGAAGAUUUGGAACCCACAAGUUGUGGGAUUUCUUGUCCCUGAGCCCAUCAGUGGGGAGUGGAUGGGGUUGGGGGGGGCCCCUCUGCACAGAGGACGGUCUACGGUCCAGCAGAGGUGGCCCGGCUCCUUGGGGGCCUCCAUCUGCGUGCCAUGAGUAGGUGUGUUGUUCUGAUCGGCUGCGUGUCCAGCAACACGGAGGUUUUCAAAUCCCAGACCUGAAGCACGUGUCCUUUGAGUUAUUCCAUAAGAGGCUAACCUGAAGCCCCGUCCGGGGAGGGCAGCCGGACAGGACAAAGCUUCUGGUCCUAAGACGGUGGCUUCUCCCAGGCUAGGUGGUGGGGGCUGGCAGAGGUCAGCCACACUGAUCUUUGACAGGUGGCCGUCCAGAAAUGGGGCAAAGACUGGGGGCCAUCGUGGUGGGGGUGGUGCUCUGUGGCUUCCCCCUUGGUUUUUGGGAGGCCCCUCCAAGCUCUCGUGGCCAUUCCUUGUUUGGUAGACAUGACCCAGAGCAUGGCAGGUUCAGGACGACGGGAAUGUGCUCACAGCGGAGCCUGGCGGAAGCCUCAGUCAUCCAUCUGGCCUCCCCUCCCCCGCAGGGAGGCUGGCGGGUGUCAGGAACACCAGGGUUCACGCGGCAAAGAGAAGGAAGCCUCUCCCGGUUUGCCCAGCAGAGGCCCCGGUGGCCACCCCGUAGGGAGGAAGGAAGAGGCGUUCCCCCAGGAAGACCCACACACGUGCAGGGGUGUGGAAUGGGCCAGAGGAGGUGGCCUGAGGCUGGGCAUGCCACAUCCCCAGAGACUCUAGGGAACCAGACCCAGGAUCCCCUGAGGCCGGUGUUUCUAAGCCACACGGCAAGGCUGUCCCUUGGAGUGAAAACAUUCUGUCCCUGGAUGUUCCUGGCUCAAAGGGAACGGCCCCAAAAUAAACAGCUCAUGUCCUCCCAAGUUAUGAAGGCUGAGGCCUGGGCUCCCUCUAGGGGGUAAGUGGGGUCGAGCCUCAGUUUCCCCAUCUGUAGAAUGAGAAGGUUGACACCCGCCGCUCAGGGAAGAGUCCACUGACCUUGGCCUUCAGCAGCCUUGCCCGAGAGCCGCAACGUGCCCCCUGGCUCCAGAGCUCUCCCUGCUUUGGGAGUCAGCAAACCCAUUCCCUCUCACGCCCACCUUGCUGCGUACCCGGCCAACGGGAAUCUCUCUGUGCCUCUUCUGUAACAUUCACCCCACGCUCUCCACUCCUGCCACCACGAAAAGUCAACCAUGAACCAUAACCUCAGCACCCCUGCAAGGCGUCUGCGUAGGCGUGCAAGGCUCUUCCGCGGGAAUGUAGUCCGUGCAGGCAAGGUCUGACCCUUCUGCAGAAACCCCCUGAGCGGGGACUCUGGCCUCCUGGGUCAGUACUGUUGGACCCCGGGAGGGGCCUCCCUCAGCCUUCAGGGAGCAGGGCAGGGGUGCACGCGACCUGCGGGCAUCUGGCCCUUUAAAUAUGUGGCAUUGAAUUUCUAGGUGGGGCGGGCGCCGGCAGAACCCAGGGCCCUCCUCUCUCCAGCGGCUCUGCUCGGAGGGCAGGGCUCUGCCUUGAUCAGGUCCACCUUGAUUAACAGAUUACUCUUGUCCAUGGCAAGCAAUUCUUUGUGUUUUGUUUUGUUUCGUUUGUGAGUACAAUCACCUGUUGGGCCCCCAGCCCAGGACUGGUCACCACCACCGCAGCCACGCUUCUGCCUCCCGUGGAUUCCCCUGAAAAGUAAAUAAAACCACACUGACAACAGA